This is a messenger RNA of Patiria miniata (bat star), 5496 nucleotides long. RefSeq names its product putative leucine-rich repeat-containing protein DDB_G0290503. The record is from RefSeq and is a predicted model, not a curated record. Gene Ontology annotation, biological process: regulation of apoptotic process; protein ubiquitination; modification-dependent protein catabolic process. NCBI's taxonomy places the organism in Eukaryota, Metazoa, Echinodermata, Asteroidea, Valvatida, Asterinidae. The coding region runs from base 1288 to 4596 and encodes 1102 amino acids. Gene Ontology annotation, molecular function: ubiquitin protein ligase binding; protein tag activity. The transcript has 5 exons. Gene Ontology annotation, cellular component: nucleus; cytoplasm.
AAAUGCUCCCCUGCUCACGCUCGGAAAAAUGAUAAAUUGAGAAUAUAAUGAAAAAGUUAAUACAUUUUGGGGAAGAAUUUGCUUUGGCCCUCCCCCCGGAAAAAUCCUGGCGACGCCCAUAGUGACUGUGUGUGUAUAUGUCAAGGCACAAUAGACACCGUGUAACCAAGGGUAACGACCAGAAGAUAAUGAACGACCUGAAAAUGAUUUGGAGCUGUUUGUUGGAUGUCUCUGAACUAAUGGUCGAAUUAUGAGUGGUCGUGGGUGUUUGUUUUGUUGCCACUUUUCUGUUUGCUUUAUACAUGUAUAAUGGAACGCCUACGUUUCACGCCGAACUCCCUGACAAAACCAGAUUAACAAACGAAAUGGAUUCACAAAUCACCAAAAAAAUGAACAAAUUUGCGAUUUCAGCUUCAUUCACAAAUAUCGUCUUGUAUUUUCGACCAAGCGUGGUUCAGUAUAAUGAAUUAGUGUUGAAUUCGUAACCACUUAAUUUAGUGAAGAAUGUGACAAAUACGUAUGAUGCAUAAGAAAAUAAUUGGUAUAUAAUCUAUAUAUUUAAAAUUGAAAGGAACUAUUAAUUCAUAAAGAGACGAAUUCAUUGGUAAGGAUUAUAAUGUUAGGUGUAUACCAGUACAACCCGGUAAAUCGUGAUGAGGUUUUUUCUUGCUUGAUUUGAUAUUUUUUCAUUAUUCCAAAUAUUAACAGCGAGGCUUUAAUUUAAAAGCCGUACAUUUAUACCAAUUUGAAACAUGAAAACCUCUUAUUUAGAUUACCGAACCCCCGUGGAUAAAGAAACAACAGUAUUUUGUAUUUAUUUUAAGCCAUGCCAUGACAGAUUUGUCGGACCAUUUGUUCCCUUCAUAUUACAAUGGAGUAUUGUUUGGUGGAGCGCUUUUUAAAUAUUGAUAGCUGCGCGUGUAGUGUGUAAUGGCCGCCUAGCCGAUGGUUGCACCGCUGGUAACCUUGGUAUAUUGAUUGGUGAUACUGCCUACCAACCCCCCCCCCCCCCCAUCAUACACGGCCAUAGGAAAAAUAAUAAUAAAAAAGACAAUAAACAGGCUGCUUGGUUACGUUACCAUGGAGACUACAGGCAUAAAAAUUGGUAACCAAAGACUGCAUCGCCACUUUGCUCACUGGUAGCGGACGAAGUGGUGGUAGUGUUUUGUGGUAUUUGGUAUAUAUCUUAAAGCGCGCAAAAGCAACAAUUUGCUUUUUAGGAGUAGUGAGUAAAAGGCGUUGCUUUUUAUAAGGAAAAAUAUAAUCCUUCGAGGGGGAGAAAAGAAAAUGGAUCGUGCGACUCGCAGAAAGUUACUGGAGUCCAAGAAAGAGGAGUUGAGCGAAGCGAUCGACGCGGAGAAAGUUGCCCGGGAGCUGUUGGCUCGAGACGGUAUCAGCGAAGACAUCCGAGAUCUGAUUCUGAAACAACGUAGCAACAAAGACAAGACGAGCAAGCUGGUUGACGUGAUGAAGAUUGCUAAGAACAGCAAGUACGAGAUGUUCUGUGAGGUCUUGAGGGAGCAUGGACACGACAAACUGGCCCAGCAACUGAUGAAACAAGAGGAGCGGUCUACGGCUAAACGCAAGACCAAAACAGGAGCUGGAGAGGCAAAACGCAAAUCCUCAAGCACCAAAGCAGACAGCUACGCGGACGUCUUCAAGAGCUGUCGCAACUGCUUCAUCAGUGACGUAGCCGCCGAUCCUAACCGUCUUGUUCAACAGCUGGAAACAGGCGCAGGCAAAGGGGUGGCCCUGUCUAGCGCCACCAAGCGACAGGUGGAGCUUGAGGCCGAAGCCGAAGCUAAAGCUGAGAUUCUCUUCGAGGCCAUUCUACCGCAGAUCAACGAGUAUGGUCCCUUCUUCGAGAUGGUGCAGAUUCUACGUGAGCCGUAUCAGCAUCUGUCCAACCAACUCUGGGAACAACUCAAAAACAUCGUCGUGCCGCCACCCAAAAGUGGUGCCAAUGUGAAUCGUAAUAAGCAGAGCGCUGGGAGCUCACACUCAUCAUUGCCAGCAUCACCCGGAAGUCUGCGAAGCGCGCCGCAAUCAGCCGGCAAAGGGCCCUCUAACGACAUCAUGAAAUCCCUCACUAAUCUUCAAUCGGAUCUGACAGAAUCACAGAGCGACAGUCUGAAACAGUCCCUUCAGUUGGAGAGGUGCAUUCAGACCACAGCAGAGGCCAAUAAUUCUAUUAAGAAGCUGAAGGUUCAGUUACGAUUGUCUGAGGAGGAGCGCGAUGCGGCUGCCUCACAGGCUGACGCAGCCCGUCAACAGGCCGCCGAAGCCCGUCAACUGCUGGAGACGGGGCUUGCAGAGGCAGACGCAGAGCGCAAGAAACUCGAAGACCAGCAUCGCAAGUGGGAAGGCCAGAUACGAAGACGCAUGUCCAUUCUGGAGCAGAAGGAGACGUACCUGGCCUCCAAGGAGGUAGAGCUGAGACGGCGUGAAGAGGAGCAGAAGCAACGCAACCAGCUCCAAAGGAGACAGCAUGAAUCAUUGGAGAAGAAGGGCUUAGAUAUGUCGAAUCGUGGAGAAAGGCAAGACAUGCGAAGUGCCGAGUAUCACGUCCGACAAGACAGGAUGAAAGAAAGAGAAAAUAACCUGGAGAUGAAUGAAUCGCAGCUGUCUGAACGGGAAGAAGAGGUUGCCCGAAAGGAGAGCAUCUUGAAGAAGAAGGAUAUUGAUUUACGCCGCAAAGAGAUUGAGACCAUUCGUCUGGAGGAACAGAUCAAAAUGAUGCAGGCAUCGCAGCGUAAGAUGGCAACCCAACUGAAACAGAAAGAGCAGUCUGUUGCUCAGGCAGAGGAGGACGUCAAAAUCAUCGGUGAUAACCUUCAACAGCGGGAGGAAAGUCUGAGAGAGAAGGAGAGACGUCUCAAUAUGAAGAUGCUUCAAGUCAAAGAGACAGAGGAGGACUUGGAACAGCUGAAAAGCCGGGUCGAGAAGAAAGAGAGACAGGUUCAGGAGGCGGAGGCCGAGAUGCGAGAAUGGGAGGCCGAGCUUGAGAACAAAUCUCAGGAGCUGAGCAACAUGACUUCUGGAGCAGAAAUCAAAGAAGAAGAGCUUCGCCAGAAAGAAGAGGAGGUCAACUUCAAGAAGAAGGAACUGGACAGCCUUCAAGAUGUCUUAGACUGCCGUCUGCAAGCGCAGGAGAGAAUGGAACGUGCCCUGAGGAUGAUCGAGGUUGAGCAGAUACGUCGGGACAAGGAGAUACUUAACCGGGAAGCCGAGUACUUUCACUUCAAUUUCCCCUCUCAAAAGAAACUGGAGGAGAUGGCGGGUCGGAUGGAGGAGCUGGACAAGAAAGACGGAGAGCUGAAGAAACGUGAGGAGCUCCUGAGCUGGAUCGAAGUAGAGCAGCAGCGCCGGGAGGUGGAGUUAAAGAAACAGCAGCUGUUAGCCGAGAGAGCUCGCCGAGAGGCAGAAGCUGUUGAUGAUGAGGAAGCUGUCGGUGAUAACGACGACCAGCGCACCGAGGUCGACUCGGUGCCUCUGAGUGACGCCAUCAGCCUCCCACUCGAAGCUGACCCGGAGCCCGAGAUGUUCGGCUACGAGGUGAUGCUCAAGGGAGCCCGUUACGCCAAACGCGGCAGCAAGUCGUCUUUCGAGAUGAAGGUUGCUGGGAUACAGACUGUGGCAGCUUUCAAAAACAUCUUGGAGACUGAGGAAGGAGUACCAGCAACCUGGCAGAGCGUGUACCUGAAUGGGCAGCACCUUGACGAUAGCAUGACACUACCAAGCAGCGGUACCCCAGGAGGUUUACAGAAGAUUGAACUGAAACUUAAUACACCUCAGCUGAAGGAACGAGACAUUAUCAAACUCAAGGUACGGAGCUGCAACGGCCCAACCCACACUAUUGAGUUCUCGCAAGACGACACCGUAGCUUUGGCCAAGGCUCGCAUCUACAAGUACACGGCCAUCCCGCCCCAUCAGCAGCUCCUGUCUUACAAGGAGGUGCUCCUGGAGAACCACGCCCCUCUCCAGCUCUACUCGAUCCGUAAGAAUGCAACAAUGGACCUGAGGCUUCGGUUCAGCGUGAUUGCAGAGAUGUCUAGCAGCCAACAGAUGACGAUCACAGCUGAUGAGAUCAACACCAUCGCAAACAUCAAAGCUAACAUCUUCGAGAAGACCAAACUACCGCUUGAUAACCUGAAGAUUUCGUACCGAGGCAAGCAGCUGGAGGAUCACCGCACCCUGGCCCAUUACAACAUCGAAGAGGGCGCUGUUCUGCAUGUCAGCUGCGCCCUCAACGUCAAGAUGCACGCCACAAACACCGACAUCAACCUGGAUGUUGAGCCUGGUGCCACGGUGCAGCAGCUCAAGCAGAUCCUGUCUCGACGCAAGAACAUCAACGCCGAUCGCAUGUACAUCGUGACUGGCGACCAGAUCCUGAACGACGAUCAAGAUGUGACGGAGGUGGUGCGUCAUGGGAAGGACCUCGGCAUGCACGUGGGUAACGUGCUGGUCAUGUCAUCCUCGGGCCAGAUCAUGCGAAACGGCGGUGACAACGAAGGGCAGCAGACAGGGAACCAGACUGACCGAUCACUGGAUCUAAGCGUGUCGGGAUCGCUCAACCUGUCUCAGAUAGCGCGCUAGGGGUACAUACUUGAGGCAUGAAGGUGUGCUAUUCAAACAGCUGAAAUUGCGCCCCCCCCCCCCCAAAAGGAAUGGCUUGCUUUGAUGAAUUCAAAACAUAUCCUGAUAAGCAAAAGUUUUGUGCGAAAGUAUAACUGCUUCGCAGGCGCGGAUCCAGGCGGGGGAUAAAAAAACCCGCCAGUUCUGUCAUUUUUUGUUUUCAUAGAAAUUCUUUCAAAAUAAUGCCCCCCCCCCUGCUCUGACACCCCAAAAAAUGAAACUGGUAAUAAUUUCGGCCUGUGCCCAAAAUACGGACGGAGCGAGCUUGGUUAGGGGGUAUUUGUAUACUAUUCUGUAACAAUCGUCCGAUUUGAACAGCGCUCCCAUUAAUGGUACCGGCCACUUUAUUGAUUUUCGGAGGCCAAGUGUCCGGAGAAAAAAACCUGUCUACAUUUCAAAAUGUUUUGCUGAUGAACUCCCAUCCCCCCCCCCCCACCCCCGGCGAAAAUUCCUGGAUCCGCCCCUGGCUUCGUCACAUUCCUGAUGUCGUGAUCCCCCGUCGUGUCAAUUUAGCAAUGCAGUAUUCUUCUGUGUCUUUUUCCUCAUGCGCACUGUGAUUGUAGAAAUUAAUACUGUGAAAUCACAGCAGUUUCUAAAUUCACAGUUGAUUUUCUUUUUGUGAAAAGUAAAUUUCCAUGCUUUCAAAUAUAUCACUUUAUAUCUCAGAUUUCCUGUAGUAAAUAUUAAACGAGUUUUUCAUAAAUUCUUUUAUCGUGAUGUUUGAGAUUUUACCGAAAAGUUUAUAAAAUUCACUAAUGUGCAGAUUUGAAUUUAUCUAUUUAAAAGACGUUUCUAAUGAAAUAAAUGAAAAAUCCCAAAUUAUUCAUAAAUACCUUAGACAGUUUAGCCAUUCCUAUUGGU